Molecule: messenger RNA, 3892 nt
Organism: Colossoma macropomum (tambaqui)
Lineage: Eukaryota; Metazoa; Chordata; Actinopteri; Characiformes; Serrasalmidae
Exons: 2
Coding region: 417-2225 (602 amino acids)
Source: RefSeq, a predicted model, not a curated record
UUUGCGACCUCGCUGCGCAAAAAACGGCGCAUAAACGCACAGCCGGCUUUGUGUUCGCAUAUUAACUUGGGUAACCUAACGUUCCACCUUAAAUGGAGUCGCUGCACCAUUUAAGGUGGAACGAGACCAUUAGAACAAGAAGCUGACUUCAGCUUUGAGGAUAAACGGGCUCAGAAUUCCGCACAAACCCGCAGUCCGGCUGAAAAAGAGGAUUAUUAAUGAUUAAUUGAGGGGUCAUCGAGGUGUGAGGACCACAGAUCUACACACUAAUGUCCAUAUUUAAAGGGUCACAUUUCAUUUGGUCCAUAUGUUCCUACCUGAGCUCAAAGUUCUGGAAAAAAAAUUAAUAAGGAAUGUAUGCAUGAGUGACGGAGCAUCUUAAAAAUCCUACGAAAUCCCUAACUUGACUGUUCACCAUGGCAAGCUCGACUGUGAAAUUUACGUGGUGUGCCUGCCGCAAUUACAAAAUCCAGUCCAAGGACACCCAUGACAAAUGUUUGCUUUGCCUGGGGAUUCAGCAUGCCAAGGAGGCCGUCCUGGAGUACGGAAAGUGCCCCCACUGUGCCAAGAUGGACUGGAGCACCUGCAUCAAACGUCUCACAAAGGUGCAGGAGGUGAUGCACCAGGAAACCCAGCAGAAGAAACAUGAAGCUGCUCAGAGUGGAGUUCAUCCCAAGCUUGAGCCAGUGACUCCACCUGCUGCCGUUACGGAAUCUAAACCGAUGAAGGUGGCACCUGCUGCACCGACGACGUCACGGACGGAAAUGGCAGCACCGGCUCCGUCGUCUUCAACGGUACCAGUGAUGUUCACGAUUCUCUCCCCUUCUCCGGGCUUAUCUGAACCUAACGCCGGCAUCGUAAAAGGCACGUAUGUAUCACGAUUAGCCUUGCAGCACACGUCAGAACCGGCUCCAUCUGUGGAGCACGCAAAUCCUCCACCGAUGCCGUCCACUUCCCGCAAAAGGCACCAUUCCUCUAGGUGUCGCUCAUGCUGCACGAGGCAUGCGAGCAGGGGCCGCGGGCACAGACGCAAACAUUCCCCAUCUUCAUCCUCAUCUUCCUCCUGGAGCUCGUCCGAUUCCUCCUGCGAAUCUGUCAAGGGCAAGAGGGCGCGGCGAGAAUCGCGGAAAUCCGCCAAGCUGGAAAGACGAAACGGGCGUCUGCUGGAGAUGGUGCAGCAGAAGCUGGAAGCCCAGCAGAGGGCCAUGCAAAUGCAGUGGAGCAUGCUGGAACGGAGGAUAGAUGUUCUGGAGAAGAAAGGUUCCUCAGCUGUUCCAGUUUGUCCAAACGCUGUGGAAAUCUCUCAGGCGUUCAGCUUGUCCCACGUGGAUCGAGGAGAACAGACCGUUUCGAAUGUCGAUUCCAUGGUGACUGGAUCCAUGGACCCAUCGGUCGUAGUGAAACAAGAAGAAAGCCCGGUAGGUGUCUCGUGCGGUUCAAGGUCAGGUUUGUUGCUUGAAGGCGACGGAGAGACUGAUUCUCAGCCAUCUGUGAGCGAUUUGCCAACACAAGAGGUUCUCGGAUCCAGAGAGCUGCAGAAUCUCAUAAGCCGUGCGGCCAAACACUUGGGUAUCGAUUUUCCCGGAUCGGCAAACUGCUCUGACCCGCCGCUUCCAACCAUGGUGCCGGAGUUUGAAGAUUUCGUACAAAUCACGUGGUCCAACCCAGCGAGCUCGAAACCCUUCAGGCCGAUCUUUGCAGAGCUGUACAAGCUUCACGAAUGCCAGUCUCCAGCUUAUGACCACAUGCCUCAAAUCAACGGGUUCAUGUCAGCCAUCUUCCAGGCGGUCAGGCCCUCCGAGAACAAGGAACACUCCAUUCCUCCUGAACACUGGAAGUUCACCGAAGCUCUCGUGGAAAAGGCCUACCAGACUGCGGGCAUGCUAGCCAAGACGGCGAACUAUUUACGAUACAUGACGGACUAUCAGAAGCGCCUUUUGGCGGAGAUCUCGGAAGAACAGCCUUCCCAAAGGCUUCCAGCCAUUCUCAGUGAGCUGAAGCUCAUCGGACAGUUUACGUUCCAGCUCUCCUCGCAUCAGGCGGAGCUUUCCGGAAGGAUCAUGGCAGCGUCUGUGGCUGUUAGACGACAAGUAUGGAUGGCCAAGACCAACUACACGGAUUCCCUCAAAGCGACAGUUGCUGAUCUUCCGUUUGUCGUCGGCCAUUCGGUUGGGGAGAACUCGGCGUCUAGCUCAGGGGAUGCAAUGUGCAGGCAGGAGACGUGAAGAUAAGCUCGUUCUCAAAAAAAACACAGCUGCUAUAAUCGAAAGACUUGAGUUAUGUGAUUGCUGUUGUGAUUUAAAUGUAAGUCUUGGUGUUGUCAGCUUCUUCGGGUGUUUCUCCACUCCGUUAAAGUGUGAAUUAAUGCCAGCAAGUCUUGUCAAACCAACCGUGUGCACUGCCAGACUCAAAUUGGCAAGUUAACAUCCACAGCAACCUUUCUUUCACUUUAUCAUUCCAUCCAGCCUCUGCUCACUGCUGGAGAAACAGGUGUUCAGUAUUAUUCACUGCAGCUGUUUAUAGUUUGAGGAUAAAGUAUCUGUAUUUGUCGCUGUCCAAUUAAAAAACGUGUAUCUCGAUUUUUUUGCGAUUUUUACUUUUCUGCAUCGUUUGAGCUCAGCAGCUGUCCUUCACACUGUGUAGAAAUUUCAUGACAAUUGGACCAGUAGAAAUGCUCUAAAAUUGCUUAGAAUAAAAUCUCUUUCCAUUAACUUGCAUUGAAAGUAUAGAAGGUUUUUGCCCUCUCCUGUAAAGUUACUAUUUUGGAGAUACCUGUUUUUCUUUGGGCAGCGACGAUAUGUUAAUUUUAACAGGCAGAGUCAUCAGGUAAGCAUUUCUGGGGGCAGUUUUCACACACAGAACUUAAGCCUACACUUAAAACACUAAGGGGUGUUUUCUGGGACGUAACACGGCUGUGACCACCAUUAUUUUAUUUAUUUUCUAGUCAGAGUCGCCAUUUUAUAAUGAAUUUUUGUUACAAGCUAUGAAGUUUUCACGAGAUGUUUCUAAGGAGGUUGGAUAGAAGAUAAUCCACUUCCAUAAUGAAGAAGACAGUCAAAUGAAAAUAGGUGGAAAAAUGGAAAUGAUUAAAAGUGAUUUUUUAAAUAAAAUGAUUAAAAAGAAACUGGCACUCCUAACGUCUAUCUUGGCAGACCACCAGUAGUGUCCCCAUCAGAUAAACCUGCUCUCGAGACAGGUGUUUCAGUCCAUCCUUCCAGUGUGAGAAGACAACUCAGCGCUGUGGGUCUGAAAGGAUGUGUAGCUGUUCAAGAAGAACCUCACUGAAAAAAAGAAACAGACAAAAAUUAUUUGCAAGUCAAACAAAGAAGCUGCUGGUGUUCUCAGAACAGUGGACUGACCACCCCCCACCCCCCACCCCCAGGUCCAGACCUCAACAUCACUCAAUGUGGGAUUACUCGGAUCGGAGAAGCAGAAAGUGCAACAAACUUCUACGACUGAACUUUAGAAGUGUGGGAAAUAUCUAAAAACUAAAGCAAGAUUUGGACACAAAAAACAUGUCUUGACUGAUUAACUACAUCUGGGUGAUUCCACCAAACCAUUCCUGUACAUAUGCAUCGCAGUGUAGUCCAUCAUUAGGUUCGGGGAGUAUGGUCAGCCAGCUUACACAAUAUGGUUUUAGCUUGUCCAUGUUGACAGAACCUGAAUACCCCAAACCCUCUAUCUGUGUAAUAAGGUGGGACCUUUUUGUCUGUCAGGUAUUUUUUCCACUGUGUUUGCAAACAUACCUUGCUGAAUGGAUCAGAUGUCCCAUUAAUUGUGACUUAAGUAUAGACGUGCACAGAAACUGUUAGUGUUUCUUCCCUGAGGCUGACACCUUGCGUACAUGUCUGUAUGCUUUAAUUCACUAAAUAAAUGGUAUUGUUGAGUUGCA